Molecule: messenger RNA, 841 nt
Organism: Sphaeroforma arctica JP610
Lineage: Eukaryota; Ichthyosporea; Ichthyophonida
Exons: 1
Coding region: 1-432 (143 amino acids)
Source: RefSeq, a predicted model, not a curated record
AUGUCCGCCGCCUUCCAAAAUAGGUUUCAAACUCCGCACAAACCACCCGCAUGGGGUAAUGUUCUCGCACUAUACGCUACUUUGGGUCUUCUAUGUAUGGUACACAAUAUCUUAUCGCUCAACAUAUUUAACCGCGCUUUAUCCGAUGUAGAAGGUCCAGCUAUACUCAUAACAUGGCUUGCCUUAGCCGUAUCAAGCAUAUACUACAAAAACUAUGCUCAAGACUGGGCUAACUGUGUAGUUGUCGGGUGGUUAGAUAUAAUAGGCCUAAAAAUGACGAUCUCAAUUAUCAAUUCACAUGCAUUCUCUGGUUGUACUGCCAUUGCAUUGUUGCAUAUGGCUGUAUUGACACCUGUCAUGCUUCAUGAUAACGUCCCAGAACUUCAGACUAAGGUAUGUAUUGCUCGGGUAUCAUUCAAGUGCAUAAAUUGAUGUGAGAGAAUUGCACUGUAUGUGAAUAUGCUGGCUUAUUUACGGUGCUCUGAUACCAUACCUUGAAUGUGUCGUGGGUAUAUAAAUCGAUCUGAGUUGGUGUAUAUGUUACUCAUUUUAUACAAGUCGGUCUCCAUGCCCCUACCGCUGUUUGUUACAAUUCGUUCCAGCGAUUCGACUUGCUCGGUUUUUCAUAUACGUAUCUAUUGCAUUGAAGUGGUCUGAAGAAGCCGAUAUGUACUGUUGACUAUGCGAUUGCGUGUGUUUACUGCUCAAUGUAGUUGCCAGCAUACGUAGCCACACCCUAGUUACAAAUAGCAGCUACCUGUUUUCUGUAUAUAUGUACAUACCUGUGUUUACAACAAUAUAGAUACGUAUUAUAAAUACGUAUGAAUGUACAUAAGCAUCC